UUGAUAAUGUCAUGUAGAUACCGCUGGCUACAAGAUCCUAGCUGUCGUUAACCAGCUUGCUAUUGCGCGUGGAUAGCUUAUAAAACAUACUCGCAAAUAAGAUUAACGGUUUUGAUAACGCAAGGCUGGCUAGAUAGCAAGGAUACCCGCAUGUUUUAGAAACAGGCUCCACUAUUUAAAAAAUAUAUUUAUGUUUUUUUUCCUGAGCUACCGACAAUAAGUCGCCCCUGGAACAUUUGUUUAAAUCGUGGGAAAUGAAAGGAGGGACACACUGACUGAGGGAAACACCUGCGUAAACCUGAAUUCUUUCUGCUGCUUUGAGGUGACCACUGAUUCCACUUUUUAUGCAAUGGAGAUGACCACGGAUUCGAAGGUGUUCCCCAGGACCCCACUGCGUCUUCGAUGCUGUUACGCGCUGCUUAUACUGGGAUCUAUGGUGCUAGUUUCUAUGACGACAGCAAGCCCCCCACAAACAGCCCUGCUGGCAGCAUCUCCAGGCUACUCUGUCCGCACGUUUGUGAGCUUCGGCCAUUCCCUCACUCUCCCCUGCCGUGGAGACCCCAGCAGGGGUGUGAAGUGGCGCUUUCAGCAGUAUGGGUAUCCUGACAGGCUGGACUUGGCUGUACUCGUCACCGGAUCCUUUUCCUCUGGAAACGGCUUCCAGGGACGGGUGGAAUCCUUCCACUUAAUAGAUCCGGGAAACUACAGCCUCCUCCUCGGUCCUGUGGUGUACAGUGACCUCGGCAUUUACAAAUGCCAGUACUACGAUGAUGAGAUCAUUCUUUCAGAUGUGAAACUAGACAUUAGAGUCCCAUCAAAUGUUUCCGUAGCGAUGGGAAUGUCCGCCAGUCUUCCUUGUUUUGGGAAAAUUAAUAUGCAAGCGCGUGCUGAUGAUCUGGAUAUCCUCUGGAAGAGAGGUGGAGAGAACGUUUACCAGCUCCUUAACAACACCAUCACAUAUGGGCCCAGGUUCGAGAACAGAGCUUCAGUUUCCCCAGAACAAGCCGUCUAUGGAAACAUGUCUUUGACCAUCAGACAGACACGGUUUUCAGAUGAAGGCGACUACCAGUGCUUCUACAACAGUCCGAAAGAGAGAGGGAAUCCAGAUUCUGCCAGUCUCGUUGUGACAGGCCACCCACCCCAGAACCUCACAGUGGAGGCCGGUGGUUUGCUCUCCAUACCGCUCUAUACCGCAGACCCAGUGAGGGUAACAUUCAGUGCAGGCCUUGGUUCAGAUGAGGUGCUGAUGCUCGAUGCAAAUAAAGGCCCAGCCAGGUAUGGGGAGCGUUGUGCUCAGAGAUGUGAGCUUCUGGCCCAAAACUACACCCUUUUGCUGAGGAGUGUGACACUGGAGGAUGCCGGAGUCUACAAGGUGACCAAUCCUGAGACCAAAAGGACCAUCGGCUCAGUCUAUGUGCGAGUCUCAGGAUUCUCUGUUGAAGAAGUGGCUGCUAUAGUGGUGGGAGUGAUGGUGCUGGUGCUGGCUCAUGUUGGCAGCGUCUUUGCAUUCCGGAGGUGCUGCUGAACGACAGGAAACAUUCAAAAUAUAUAUAAAGUUUGUUUCCGUGCAGCCAGAACAGGAGGUCACUAAGGUUCCAGCUGCAGAGCAGCAUGCGUUCUGUUUCCUGACAGCCCUGGACCCCCUCUCUCUGUGUCCUGUAGGGCAGUUGAAAACCCGACC
This is a messenger RNA of Anguilla rostrata (American eel), 1681 nucleotides long. RefSeq lists its product as uncharacterized. Gene Ontology annotation, biological process: negative regulation of T cell proliferation; cellular response to lipopolysaccharide; cell surface receptor signaling pathway. Lineage: Eukaryota; Metazoa; Chordata; Actinopteri; Anguilliformes; Anguillidae. Gene Ontology annotation, cellular component: external side of plasma membrane. Bases 350 to 1525 code for a protein of 391 amino acids. The transcript is spliced from 5 exons. The record is from RefSeq and is a predicted model, not a curated record.